UUGUACAUAUUGUCAAAAAAACUCAAUUUUGAUUGAAACAAAUACAAUCGUGUAACAGAUAUACGCCUAAAUUCAGGUGCUUCAGUGCGGACACAACAUCAAUGGCGAAGUACCUUGCACAAAUCAUCGUUCUGGGUGCUCAGGCAGUGGGACGCGCUUUCACCAAGGCGCUCAGGCAGGAGAUAGCCGCAUCCCAGGAGGCCGCCCGUCGAGCAGGUGGCGGCAAGCAAGGCGACAAGACUGCAGAGUCAAAUCUGCGUACAGGCAUGACCGUUGAGGAGGCCAAGCAAAUCCUGAAUGUGGACGACCUGAAGAACGUGGACUGCAUUACGAAGAACUACGAGCAUCUGUUCAGUGUGAAUGAGCGCGGUAAAGGCGGUUCCUUCUAUCUGCAGUCAAAGGUCUUCAGGGCCAAAGAGCGCCUCGACCAAGAACUGAAAGCCCAGCGGCCGCAGCCACCGAAAGACGAUCCCGCGGCAGAGGCAGAGGCGGAAGCGCCGCCAAGAAGGGGGCGGCAAGUGCGCUGAUUCCAUGCCUGAUGUACCUCCAAACGAAAAUAAUGAUUAGCUUAUAAUUGAUUUAUAAAAUAUGUGUUAAGUACGAGGACCACUUGAGUGUUGCCUGUAAAUAGAUUUGUAUGAACAAAGUAA
Molecule: messenger RNA, 650 nt
Organism: Drosophila subobscura
Lineage: Eukaryota; Metazoa; Arthropoda; Insecta; Diptera; Drosophilidae
Gene: blp
Product: mitochondrial import inner membrane translocase subunit Tim16
Exons: 2
Coding region: 102-527 (141 amino acids)
Biological process (GO): protein import into mitochondrial matrix
Cellular component (GO): TIM23 mitochondrial import inner membrane translocase complex
Source: RefSeq, a predicted model, not a curated record